Messenger RNA from Epinephelus fuscoguttatus (brown-marbled grouper), 3397 nucleotides. RefSeq names its product protein S100-A11-like. Bases 2662 to 2925 code for a protein of 87 amino acids. The record is from RefSeq and is a predicted model, not a curated record. Gene Ontology annotation, cellular component: perinuclear region of cytoplasm. The transcript is spliced from 4 exons. Gene Ontology annotation, molecular function: transition metal ion binding; calcium ion binding. Lineage: Eukaryota; Metazoa; Chordata; Actinopteri; Perciformes; Serranidae.
GGUGAGCUCUUUGGUUUUACUGAUUAUUAAUAAUAAGUUAAUGGUUGUUUGAACAGUUCUCCCCACGGUUUCUGUUGAAAGUCAGUGGAAUCUGUAAAAAGAUGGAAUUUGCUGACAGAUCAAUACAACACAAGUGAUGUAUUACUUUGUGUGCCAUUGCAGACGAAUCGGCUCCUUUCUCCUUGGGUUGCCUUUGCCAGACUGGUGUUAACUUCUCGUCUGGGAUACUUUUCCCGCUGUUCUUCACUUUUAUAUUACCUGUAUCUGGAUGGGUGGAGCAACACCUUGGCUGGUGGUAGCAGAGGAAAAGAAAGAAAGAAAAGAGGGUGAGAUGAAUUAUGAUGAUUUCACAUUCUUCAGUCACUGAGUGUUUGUUUAAACCAGAAACUGGAGUACUGCCUUGGUUAAAUGUUGAUCAUUUUUACACAAAUACUGUCAAUCAGUACGGUUGCAUAACUACACCGAUCAGCCACAACAUUAACCCGUUCCGAUCCCCCGUCCGUUCCAAUGGACAUAACUUUUCUAAGAUGUCUAGAGAUCUAAGAUUACUGUCAUCUGACUCCACCCAAAUGCACAGGCUUAUCUGAUGUCUAUGAGCCAAUCACAGUGUUCCACAUCUAAAAUGGACUGUAGUAGAGCCACGUCCCCUUCUUUAACAAGCAUGGCUGACUGAGGCAAAGAGGAGGCGCAAGGAUACAUUUCAGUCUAUCAUAUUGUUAAACUACAUAAUUUGUGGUUAAACUGUGUUUAAAGUAACAUGAGAUGAAAUAUUACUUAAAAAUGUCAAAAUGCUUUUACUCAACAUCUUACUGAUUAAGCCUCCAGAAUAUUAAUCUCAGGAGAUUUUCAACAUCCUGUUUUCUGGAGGUACUUUGAGAAACUGAGUAUAUUUUGAGUUAUGAUGACAAAUACAACACAAAUAUAUACGUAAUUUUUUUUUUGAUCCUAAUAUUCAUGUGGAUGCCACUUGCCAUGCACCAAACACCACUGCAGACCAAAUACACCCCCUCAUGGCAACAGCUCCUAAUGGCAGUGGCCCUCCCAGCAAAACAGUGCACUAUGCCACACUGCUAAAACUGCUCAGGAAUGGCCUGAGAAAGUGACAAAGAGCAAAGGACAUUGACCUGGCCUUCACAUUCCUCAGAUCCCAGUCUGAUUGAGUAUCUGUGGGACAUGCCGGUACCCAAGAGCCAAAGCCAUUGAUAGUAGGGCCUCCUUGGAUCAGCCUUGGCUCUGAGCUGUUUAGGCAGAGGGAGUUGCUUCCAUCAGGGAGUGCUUUUGCCAUUAGGGGGUGUACUUGGUCUGCAAUGGUGUUUGGGUAGGUUGUACAUGUCAAGUGGUAUUCACAUGAAAACAAAGAUGUAACAAGAUGAUAACCUGUUUUAAUGUUGUGGCUGAUCCUAUGUGAGAAAGAUAAAUAACUGGUUCUCUGCAUGUGAGAAGUAUUGAUACUUAGCCCCUCACAACAAAGCAAAGUGUCGUUCCUCCUGAUAAUAUUGUGAAACUGUUCCACUAUUGCUUCAGCAGGAACGUCAUAUACAAACAGAAACACACAAUUUAUACUGCUGCCUCUGUGGAAAAGCAACGUCUCAAGCAGCUUCACAUUCCCUAACGCACACUCUUCUGUAAUGAAUAACUACCUAAUAAAGCCUGUGAAACGAGACACUAUAAAUCAACCCUGUAUAUGUGUAUGACUUUAAGGACCGCUUGAGCUUUUCCCACAUGUGUUUUUUUAUUUAUUUGCAUGAAACAUUUAAAGCAUGCAUCUACUUUAAAGGCUGGAUGAGUGGGUGCAGCAGGCAAUCAACCAAUUCAAGAAGUAUGGAAUAUGUUCUGAAAUAUAGAUCAACAAAUCCUUAGACACAAAAACAUUAAUCAUAAGAAAAGUAGCAGCAGCGCCCCGCAGAAAACCCUGAUGUUUUUAUACCACUGUAUGUGAUUUCUCCGCUCUGUAAGCCAUUUAUUUUGUCUUAGUAGCUGCUCUCUGCUUCCUCAACGAUGGCCGGGGGAAUGGAGGAAAAAAGAAGUGAAGACUGCUGUUUCAGGUGUAUGGGGAUAUAGGUGUGUGUGUAUCUGUGUGUGUGUGUGUCAUGCAGCUGAGACAAGAAAACUAGGCGCGGGGAUAUUUGGAUGAUAAAGUUAUUGUGCUUGUCAGCACUAACUGCCUCCCUAAUACGCCAAUUGUGCACAUCCUGUCAGAGCUUCCGCUUAAAUGAUACGACUUUUCCGAGGUGAAACCCAAGUGUCUCGUUCUCAAAAGUUUUUGCAACACCGACUGUGUAAUUAUAUCUGAUUUACUGCUCUCUUUUCGCUCUCUGCAGCUUUUUGCACGCUCACACACAGCAAAGGAAAAAUGUGAAACUAUUGUCUGUGCAUUGGCAUGAACUGAGCAAAACAUUAAACUAUUUGUAAUGUGUUUAAACCAUCCUAACUCCGAUUGUUAGUCUGCGGUUUCCUGAAUGAGGUGAUUCAUCCAGCAACCCAUAUCCUGCCAGGGAGCAGUUACACGCUGAGAUUGCAUCUGAAAAUGCAAGCAUGUCAUGGAAAAAGGACAUGCUGGCUACAAAAAGACCAGGAAGACUUGUGUCCUCACAGUUUAACCACACACACACCUGACUUGUAUUGGCCUGAAGACCCUCCCUGUCCAUCUCUUGAUCUGUAAUGGAGUCUGCUAUUGGUGUGCUGGUGGCCCAGUUCAAGGCGCAUGCUGGUAGCGAUGGUUCCUCUGACACACUGAGCAGAGAUGAAUUCCACAGACUGGUCAAAUCAGAGCUCCCCAGCUUUGUCAAGAAUGCUGCCGACCCCACUGCCAUUGACCAGCUCAUGAGCUCAUUGGACAAUAACAAUGAUGGAGAGCUCAACUUCCUGGAGUUCUGGCAGCUGAUUGGGCAUCUCGCAAGCAAGCAUGGGGGGUUCAGCCAAUAGGGAGCCCUCAGAUACUCUGUUACAGUUUCACGUCUGUCACUGGCUUGUCUGUGUGCCAUGUAGUUUGAGAAAAUGGGAAAACAGCCAAAUGGAAAACACCCUAAAGUCUGUUUCAAGUGCACAACGCUGUUUUUGCCAGUCUCUCUGUAUUUCUUCUCACCCUGUCCUCUCACCUGCAGCUGCCAAACUGGCACAGACUCUGUCAGAGAAUACUAUUGAACAGCAAUAUUAGAACCAGUCCUUGCUGUUUCCCAGAACACACACACACUCGCAGCUGCUUGUGCUUACAGGUCUUCAAGGGAGUUGCAGAAUGGGAAUGCAUUGUGUGAAAACAGAGAGAGUGUGUGUAAGCAUUAUGUAUUCUUGGCUUGUGUAAUACUUGGGAAAAGCAUCUUGUGAUGUCUGUCAUCUUCCUCCCGGGCACAAACAGAAGCUGCAGUAUUGGCAAAGCAGGAUUUUAAUGUGAAAAGCU